UCCGUCCCUUCUCUCUCGUCUCUGAGCUUUCAAGCACCUCUCGUCCAUUUCAAGAACCAACCGACGAAGAUUAGAGUACUCAACCUGACGCCACCUCCACUCAGAUUUAUUCAGAGGCAAUAGUGUCGUGAGGAAGAGACUCAAUGGGGAAGGAGGUAUAUAGAAACCUUGUGAAAGCAGUGAAGAAACACAUAGGAAAAGAAGAGCACAAAGCCCAUUUCACCAACUUUAUAAAGGAGGAGUUUCGGAAGAGCAUUAGCAAUGAAUCUGCUGCUAAGAAGGAUCUUUCCUCCACACUUCUUCAGGAUAGAUUAAAGCUUGCCAAGGAUUACACCUUGCUGCUCAAUAGUGUUCACCAUCAAAAGGAGUUGCUAUAUUCUUAUAAUAUAGCCGUUGAUAGGUCGGAUGAGAUGAAAAAAGUAUUGGGUAAAUCUGCUGCCAGUGUUGGCCUCCAACUCCCUGAAGUUUAUCAACCAUGACAGCCACGCCAAACCAUUCAACACCCGAAACUCGGAACUGCCUCCCGAAUCAGAUGCAUUCAUAAAUUUGCAACUUGUGUAUGCACUCAAACCUUGAUUUGGAGAGACCACCUCCUCUUCUUCUUACUGUAUUUCUCUCAAGAAGUCAACUUUCCUUUGGGAAAAAGAAAGAAAGAAGAAACUCAAAUUCUGAUACUGUGAGGUUGUGAAGAUCCCAUUUGAAGUCAUAUUUUUGAUGUAGAUUUGGUAGAAACUGGUAAGGCACUUUUCUUCAUUACAAAAGGCAUUAAUAAAUGGCAUAUGUUAUGUGUCCAAGGGGAAGAAAAUGAUGUAUUACUUCCUCCCUCAUACAUCUUCCCAUUUUUUUUGUAUCUCCCCAUGGGAAAAUUUUUCACACUAAUUUUAUGGAGAGAGAGUGUGUGGGAUAAGAGGGAUUGAGA
Cuscuta campestris is the source of this 919-nucleotide messenger RNA. Lineage: Eukaryota; Viridiplantae; Streptophyta; Magnoliopsida; Solanales; Convolvulaceae. The record is from the annotation of a GenBank genome assembly.